ACAGCGGGGCGUCACCUCGGACAUACGAACAGCGGGCGGUGUUCCCGGCUCCGUGGGGCCGUCUUCCCGGCGAGUCCGCGACGGUCGCCGCCCACGGCGAGGAACCCUUAACAUUCAGGGAUGUGGCCAUAGAAUUCUCUCCAGAAGAGUGGAAAUGCCUGGACCCUGCCCAGCAGAAUUUGUAUAGAGAUGUGAUGUUGGAGAACUACAGAAACCUGGUCUCCCUAGCUAUGUGUUCUCAUUUCACCCAAGACUUUUUGCCAGUGCAGGGGAUAGAAGAUUCAUUCCACAAACUUAUACUGAGAAGAUAUGAGAAAUGUGGGCAUGAUAAUUUACAAUUAAGGAAAGGCUGUAAAAGUAUGAACGUGUGUAAAGUGCAGAAGGGAGUUUAUAAUGGAAUUAAUAAAUGCUUGUCAAAUACUCAGAGCAAAAUAUUUCAAUGUAAUGCACGUGUCAAAGUUUUUAGUAAAUUUGCAAAUUCAAACAAAGAUAAGACAAGACAUACUGGAGAGAAACACUUUAAAUGUAACGAAUGUGGCAAGUCAUUUCAGAAGUUCUCAGACCUAACUCAACAUAAAGGAAUUCAUGCUGGAGAGAAACCCUACACUUGUGAAGAACGUGGCAAAGACUUUGGAUGGUACACAGACCUGAAUCAACACAAGAAAAUUCAUACUGGAGAGAAACCUUACAAAUGUGAAGAAUGUGGCAAAGCCUUUAAUAGGUCAACAAACCUUACUGCACAUAAGAGAAUUCACAACAGAGAGAAAGCUUACACAGGUGAAGAUCGUGACAGAGCCUUUGGAUGGUCCACAAACCUGAAUGAAUAUAAGAAAAUUCAUACUGGAGAUAAACCCUACAAAUGUAAAGAAUGUGGGAAAGCCUUUAUGCAUUCCUCACACCUGAAUAAACAUGAGAAAAUUCAUACUGGAGAGAAACCCUACAAAUGUAAGGAAUGUGGCAAAGUCAUUUCCUCAUCCUCAAGCUUUGCUAAACAUAAGAGGAUUCAUACUGGCGAGAAACCCUUUAAAUGUUUAGAAUGUGGUAAAGCCUUUAAUAUUUCCACAACCCUUACUAAACAUAGGAGAAUUCAUACUGGAGAGAAACCCUACACAUGUGAAGUAUGUGGCAAAGCCUUUAGACAGUCCGCAAACCUUUAUGUACAUAGGAGAAUUCAUACUGGAGAGAAACCCUACACAUGUGGAGAAUGUGGCAAAACCUUUAGACAGUCCGCAAACCUUUACGUACAUAGGAGAAUUCAUACUGGAGAGAAACCUUACAAAUGCGAAGACUGUGGCAAAGCCUUUGGACGGUACACAGCCCUGAAUCAACACAAGAAAAUUCAUACUGGAGAGAAACCUUACAAAUGUGAAGAGUGUGGCAAAGCCUUUAAUAGUUCAACAAACCUUACUGCACAUAAGAGAAUUCACACCAGAGAGAAACCCUACACAUGUGAAGAUCGUGGCAGAGCCUUUGGAUUGUCCACAAACCUGAAUGAAUAUAAGAAAAUUCAUACUGGAGAUAAACCCUACAAAUGUAAAGAAUGUGGGAAAGCCUUUAUACAUUCCUUGCACCUGAAUAAACAUGAGAAAAUUCAUACUGGAAAGAAACCCUACAAAUGUAAGCAAUGUGGCAAAGUCAUUACCUCAUCCUCAAGCUUUGCUAAACAUAAGAGGAUUCAUACUGGCGAGAAACCCUUUGAAUGUUUAGAAUGUGGUAAAGCGUUUACUAGUUCCACAACCCUUACUAAACAUAGGAGAAUUCAUACUGGAGAGAAACCCUACACAUGUGAAGUAUGUGGCAAAGCCUUUAGACAGUCCGCAAUCCUUUAUGUACAUAGGAGAAUUCAUACUGGAGAGAAACCCUACACAUGUGAAGAAUGUGGCAAAACCUUUAGACAGUCCGCAAACCUUUAUGUACAUAGGAGAAUUCAUACUGGAGAGAAACCUUACAAAUGUGAAGAGUGUGGCAAAGCCUUUGGACGGUACACAGACCUGAAUCAACACAAGAAAAUUCAUACUGGAGAGAAACUUUACAAAUGUGAAGAGUGUGGCAAAGACUUUGUAUGGUACACGGACCUGAAUCAACAGAAGAAAAUUUACACUGGGGAGAAACCUUACAAAUGUGAAGAGUGUGGCAAAGCCUUUGCCCCAUCAACAGACCUGAAUCAACACACGAAAAUUCUUACUGGAGAGCAAAGUUACAAAUGUGAAGAGUGUGGCAAAGCCUUUGGAUGGUCCAUAGCCCUGAAUCAACACAAGAAAAUUCAUACUGGAGAAAAACCUUACAAAUGUGAAGAGUGUGGCAAAGCCUUUAGUAGGUCAAGAAACCUUACUACACAUAGGAGAGUUCACACUAGGGAGAAACCCUACAAAUGUGAAGAUCGUGGCAGAUCCUUUGGAUGGUCCACAAACCUGAACGAAUAUAAGAAAAUUCAUACUGGAGAUAAACUCUACAAAUGUAAAGAAUGUGGGAAAGUGUUUAAACAGUCCUCACACCUGAAUAGACAUGAGAAAAUUCAUACUGGAAAGAAACCCUACAAAUGUAAGGAAUGUGGCAAAGUCAUUACGUCAUCCUCAAGCUUUGCUAAACAUAAGAGGAUUCAUACAGGUGAGAAACCCUUUAAAUGUUUAGAAUGUGGUAAAGCGUUUACUAGUUCCACAACCCUUACUAAACAUAGGAGAAUUCAUACUGGAGAGAAACCCUACACAUGUGAAGAAUGUGGCAAAGCCUUUAGACAGUCAGCAAUCCUUUAUGUACAUAGGAGAAUUCAUACUGGAGAGAAACCCUACACAUGUGGAGAAUGUGGCAAAACCUUUAGACAGUCUGCAAAUCUUUAUGCGCAUAAGAAAAUUCAUACUGGAGAGAAACCCUACACGUGUGGAGACUGUGGCAAAACCUUUAGACAGUCUGCAAAUCUUUAUGCACAUAAGAAAAUUCAUACUGGAGAUAAAACCAUACAAGUGUAAAGAAUGUGGCAAAGCCUUUAAGUCAUACUACAGCAUUCUUAAACAUAAGAGAACUCAUACCAGGGGAAUGUCUUACGAAGGUGACGAAUGUCGCGGUCUUUAAAUGCUCCUCAAUCCUUUCUAAUCAUAAGAUAAUUCAUAAUGAAGAGAAACUCUAAAAUGUGAAAAAUGUGAGAAGGCUUUUAAUCACACCUCAAUCUGUUGUAGACAUAAGAGUAAUUAUAUUGAUGAGAAGCCAAAUUAAAAUUAAAAAUGUGGCAAAGACUUCCAAUUCUAGUCAGUUCUUAAUGUAAUUCCUACUGAAGAAAACACCUGGAAAUACAAAAAAUGUGGCAAAACUUGUAACCAAUGCUUAGCAUUUUUGCACAUGAUAGUAUUUAUAUGUGAGACUACUUGUACAAACAUAAAAAUAUACAAAAGCUAUUGUCUACUUGAAAUUUAUAGUUAAUAAAAGCAUUAUAAAUGUAAUUUCUGUUGAAAGACCUUUUAGAAAAUAUAGGCCAUUAAAGUGAAGAAUAGUCUUAAGACAGAGAAUACAAAGAUAAAGAGGGCUCUAGUACCUGUACUUGUAUCCCAGAACUUACUAUAUGCAUUUUGUACUAGAGGAAAACUCUGAAGCAGUUGCUUAAACUUUGUUCAACAUCAGAGAAUUUAUAUUGGAGAGAAAUCCUACAAAUGUAAUAAAUGUGGAAAAACCUCUGUUCAGAAACUGCAGGUUAAGAAACCAGAGGCCAGGCGCGGUGGCUCACGCCUGUAAUCCCAACACUUUGGGAGGCCAAGGAGGGUGGAUCACCUGAGGUCGGGAGUUCAAGGACAGCCUGACCAAUAUGGAGAAACCUCGUCUGUACUAAAAAUACAAAAAUUAGCAGGACAUGGUGGUGCAUGGCUGUAAUCCCAGCUACUCAGGAGGCUGAGACAGGAGAAUGGCUUGAACCCAGGAGGUGGAGGUUGCGGUGAGCUGAGAUCGUGCCAUUGCACUCCAGCCUGGGUAACAAGAGUGAAACUCUGUCUCAAAACAAGAUAAAAAGAAAAGAAACACCAGAGAAUUUUUACUAGAAUAUAAUUUGUAGGUGCAGUAAAUGUGAAGAAAUAUUUAGGCUAAAAUUAAGACUAUGUAAACAUCAGAGGAUUUACAGUAGAAAGAACUAAGGAACUAACACUUCAGACUUUAAAAUAAAUCAGAGUAUUAAGUAUAACAAAAGUUGAACCUGUUAGAAAAUUUCCUUGUAUAUAAGUUGAAAAGUAGGUUUUUGAAGAGAUAUAUUCGAAAUAUAUUUUUUCACUUGAAAAAAGUAAAAAUUUUUUUCAAAAGCAAAUAAUUCAACUCUAAAAUUAUACUAUUUCAACAUUCUCAUUUAUGUGAAAGCAUGUGAUAAAUUGUUGCUGCGUCAGAGAUAUGAGAAACUCCUUUGCAUUAGGUGGGCAUUAUUCAUAGACUUCUACAUGAAAGAGAAGAGAAAUAAAAGAUGCACCAGGAAAAUCUGAGCAGAGAGGCUUUUAGUGGUUGACUUACUGAGUGAUGCCUGAAGUAGGUGUUCAGAGUAAUACUUUGCGUUAUACUGAGAGAGAAUCUGAAUUUUAGUAGUAAAUUGUUUUGCCAACUGUAUAUUUAUGUAAUAAGUGCAAUAAAAUGCAGUAAAUUUUAAAAUUCUCUUAAGAUAAUGUGUGAACUUAAUUUUUGAAAUAAAAAUUGUUAUUGUGUUAAAA
Molecule: messenger RNA, 4673 nt
Organism: Homo sapiens (human)
Lineage: Eukaryota; Metazoa; Chordata; Mammalia; Primates; Hominidae
Gene: ZNF721
Product: zinc finger protein 721
Exons: 3
Coding region: 195-2966 (923 amino acids)
Biological process (GO): regulation of DNA-templated transcription
Cellular component (GO): nucleus; nucleoplasm
Source: RefSeq, marked validated